Molecule: messenger RNA, 1463 nt
Organism: Microplitis demolitor
Lineage: Eukaryota; Metazoa; Arthropoda; Insecta; Hymenoptera; Braconidae
Product: kelch-like protein 7
Exons: 2
Coding region: 314-1249 (311 amino acids)
Biological process (GO): proteasome-mediated ubiquitin-dependent protein catabolic process; regulation of proteolysis
Cellular component (GO): cytoplasm
Molecular function (GO): ubiquitin protein ligase binding
Source: RefSeq, a predicted model, not a curated record
UGAGAAGUUUGAUAAAUAUCAAUAUCUAAUAAUUAAUAUAAACAAAAAAUUGUCGUUCUGAAAUAAAUAUAUAUACAUUGAUAAUUUAUUUUCACGUAUCUCAUAAUGUGUCAGUGCUAUCAGUUACUGGUAUAGUGACGGCGAUAACUUUUUUACUUGUCUGUUUUUAUUUAUCAUUCAACAAAACAGUAAUUCACAUUAGUAUAAAUUUUGGCAAUUAUCUGUCAUAACUAAACAUUUUUUAAAUAUAAUAAAAAAAAGUCAGAUUUUUGGAAAUUCAAAUAAUUUAAAAAUUUGAAUGAAACCAUAAAAAAUGGCUGACAAUUGCCAUCCAAUAAAUUCAGUAUCUUUCGAUUGGAACCUUCGUAAUCUGUCAUUUUUACCAAAUACUUGGAUUUACUCAAAUGAAUUCAAGAUGUUUGGAAUAAAUAACGUGACGUUCAAAUUAAGACUCAGAUCAAUUGAUACCAACACAAUCCAAUUCCAUGCUAUGAAAGAUAAUCAUAAAUUAGCAAAAGCUGAUGUAAAAAUAACAAUUGAUCCCAAAGAUGUAGAAGUUAAAGUCGAUGGAUGGAAAGAAAUUUGCGAUCUUGAUUGCACUGACGUUGAUUUAAUCCAUAAUUUUUCUAAAACUGCUUGUAGUUAUUCCAUUGACGCAGUUGUUACUUGCAAAAUCAUUUGGUAUGGAUUCGUAAAGUAUUUGCCUGAAAAAAACUUCCUCCAGAGCCUGAGGCAGUUCCACACAAGUAAAUCAUUCAGUGACGUCGUACUGAUAAUUGGCAAUGAAGAAUUACCGUCUCACAAAAUAAUUCUAUCUGCCCAUAGUCCAGUUCUCCAUGCGAUGCUCACGACAGUCAUGAAAGAAGGAAAGGAAAACCGAAUAGAAAUAAAAAACUUCACAGCUGACAUUAUCGCUGAGAUGCUGGAGUAUUUUUACUCGGGUGAAACAGCAGCCAGUAAAGAUGUCGGAGCGGCCCUGAGAUUACUCGAGGUUGCUGAUAUGUACCAAGUUCAGAACCUGAAGAAUAUUUGUGAAGAAACCUUGCGGAAGAAUAUUAAUUUUAAAACUGUUCUGUGUAUUAUUGAUGUUGCUGAUGAUUAUGAUCUCCCGGAGUUGCGGAAGCAAUCAAUGAAUUUUAUUCUGGAGAAUAGCAAGCGAGUUGUUGAACUAGAGGAGUUCAAAACUUUGUUUUUUAAAAAGCCGCAGUUGAUGUUCGAGUUUACUUAUGCCAGCGCUCAAAAAAAUUGAGACAUUUUUUUUUUAUCAGUAUGAAAAGAUUUCCCAGUAUUUUUUUUAUUUUUGCAUGAAGAAAAUUAUGUUAAUAAAUAAUAUUAAUUUAGUACUUAAGUCAUUCAAUCGUUAUCAGGAAUUCCUGAGCUGUUUUGAAUUUAUUGAAGUUAUCUUAUGAUAUUUUGUAAUUUUUAUACUUUAGUUUAAAAACAGAUUAUAUUUUUGUAAUUUU